UUGUGCAGCUAUAUAAGUGUCCAGCACUGGGAGCUCCGACAACAAGCAGGACCUGUCCUCUCCUGGUGAUCAGACACAAGCAGAUGCAGAGCCUUGCAGAGCCUUGCAGAGCCUUGCAGAGCCUUGCAGAGCAGCAGAUGACACAGCAGCACCCAUCACCCUGAGCACUGAAGCUGCUGUCACCUCCUAACACAGUCCUUGGCAGGAACCCUGGCACAACCCUGAGCACCUCAACCUACUACACAGCCUGGCAGCACCUUCUACAGGCAGCAACCUUGGCAGCACCUUCUACAGGCAGCACCUUCUACAGGCAUCACCCUCACAGCACUGAAACCUUUUUCACAUCUUGGCAGUAAAAUCUAAACCCUUCUGUCCAGGACACCCAGUGAAUUGCAUCCAAACCUGAUAGAUAUAAUCACAUCCAUAUCCCAGCCUGGCAGUGCCCAGUGAUUAUACAUCAAAGGACUGUGCCCACCCUACAGAGCCUGGAGGUACCCACUGCACCCAAGACCUGGCAGCACCCACCUUCAUCCAAGACUUUUUUUUUUUUUGUCCAUACUGUGGAUCCCAUCUUGAAAGUUUCUGGCUGCCAUGAACUGUGCCCUUCUACAAUGUGCACUUAACCCUUGCAGCCCCCUCCACACUGACCCAGCUCUGGAUUGCACAAGUACAUGUGAAGCCAAGUAUCCGGGCAGGUAAGAGUGUGGACUGUGUUACUCAGCAAAUAAAGAAGGGCUGGGGAAAGUCUUGCAUGACUGGUCUGGGCAUCACUACCGGAGUAUACUAGUAGCUGGCACCAGGAGGGCAUGGAGGCUAUAGGGUGCCCCUGAGUGGAGCUGCUCACCCUGGCAUGGGUCAAUACCACACACCCAGAAGUCUACUGAGCCCAAGGAAGACCACCUUGGUAUUUCAUGCUUCAUUUUGAGAACUCGUUAGUGGAUAGGGGGGGCAUCUCUGCCAUGGAGUGCCAGGGAGACUGCACCAACAGCACCAUGUACAAUGGGACUAAUUCAGACAUUGCAGGACCCCCUUACUCCCUCCAGAUCACCCUGGCUCUCAUCUCCCUGGUGGGCAUACUCAUGCUCUUCACCGUCUUUGGCAAUGUCCUAGUUGUCAUCGCUGUGUUUACCAGUAGGGCUCUCAAAGCCCCCCAGAACUUGUUCCUGGUGUCCCUGGCAUCAGCAGACAUUCUUGUGGCCACCUUGGUCAUGCCAUUUUCCUUGGCCAACGAGGUGAUGGGGUACUGGUACUUUGGCAAGGUCUGGUGUGAGAUCUACCUUGCCCUAGACGUGCUCUUCUGCACCUCCUCCAUAGUCCAUCUAUGUGCCAUAAGCCUGGACCGAUACUGGUCCAUCACACAAGCCAUCGAGUACAACCUGAAGAGGACCCCUCGUAGGAUCAAAUGUAUUAUCUUCAUUGUCUGGGUCAUCUCAGCCGUCAUAUCCUUCCCACCACUCAUCACCAUUGAGAAGGAGAGCGGCAAGGAAGAGGAGCCAAGGUGUAAGAUCAACGAGGAGAAAUGGUACAUCAUCUCCUCCUGCAUAGGAUCCUUCUUUGCCCCUUGUGUCAUCAUGGUCCUGGUCUACAUCAGGAUCUACCAGAUCGCCAAGAAGAGGACGAGGAUCCCCCGGAGCAAGAGGAGCAAUGGGGAACCUGAGAAGAAGCAGAAUGGGGAGGACUUGCCAGUCAAGUUGAAUGGGGAGAAGGCUGGAGGCUCUGGAGGUAACCAGCACAGAGAAGAAGAGGCCAAUGGGGGGGACAUGGAGGACUCCUCUUCUUCUGAGCAUAGGGAAGACCACCAGUAUUCCUCCAAGAAGAAGCAGGACAAGGCUGCCAGGGGCAAGGGCAAGACCAAGCUGAGCCAGAUCAAACCUGGGGAUAGCCUCCCGAGGAGAGAUGAGGAGAAGGAGAGUGCCAAAGCCUCCAGGUGGAGAGGGAGGCAGAACAGGGAGAAGAGGUUCACCUUCGUCUUGGCUGUCGUCAUAGGGGUCUUUGUUGUGUGCUGGUUCCCCUUCUUCUUCACUUACUCCCUCAUUGCCAUCUGUAGCAAGAGCUGCAAUGUCCCUGAGACCCUCUUCAAAUUCUUCUUCUGGUUUGGUUAUUGCAACAGUUCCCUGAACCCAGUGAUCUACACCAUCUUCAACCAUGACUUCAGGAGGUCCUUCAAGAAGAUCCUGUGCAAGGGGGACAGGAAAAGGAUUGUGUGAGACCCCCCACCCCACCCCCAAACCCCUUUCUUUGCAGUUUUUUUUUUUUUUUAAUGUAUGGAUACCUAUGGUGGACCUUAUAGAACAGACAUGAAGAAGCCCCCCCCCCCCUUCCUGGGUUCACCUUUAAGGACUGGAGACCUGAGUGGGUGCAGCAGCCCCUUCUUCAUUUUGUAAGGCAUGUGAUGAUGAUGAUGAUGAUAUUAUGAAUGCCUAAAUAUAUUUUACUACAAAAAAACAAAAAAAAAGACCGCUGUGUAUGGUUAUUGGACCCUUCUCAUCCUCUUCCCUCUUUUUUUAUAGGUUUUGUUGCUCUUACUGUUACAGUGUUGACUCUCACCUUGUUACAUUGUAUAUUCUCAUAAUAUUUUUAUGGCUUUGUUUAUGCAAAAGAAAAUGGCUCUUGUUAACUCUUUUAUGCUACCGAAACCUGCAGACCGCUGUCUGUGUGAAGAAGUGUUUUUCAGCACUGAACAGGUUAACGUUUCUGUGCGCCGGUGUAAAAAAAUGUGCAGCUCCGACAUCUUUAACCCCUCUUCUGCUGGGUAAAAACACACAAUGGCCCCUCCCCCUCCCCUGUUGCAUUUUUUCUAUCUGCUCCAUCAUUGUUGUUUUGUAACAUUGUUAUAUUGCAGUCCCCCCCCCCCCCCAAACCUGUGGCUCUUCAGCUUUUGCAGAACUACAACUCCCAGCAUGUUAGAAUUGGGAUUGUGCAACAGCUGGAGAGCCACAGGUUGAAGACUAUGUGCUCACUCUUCUCUAUGGCACUGAAACUGCUUAUUCUUCUCCCCCACUUGGCCUACAUUGUCAUACAAUCUAUUGAUCUAGGUCAGUGUUUCCCAACCAGGGGGCCUCCAGCUGUUGCAAAACUACAACUCCCAGCAUGUUAGAAUUGGGAUUGUGCAACAGCUGGAGAGCCACAGGUUGAAGAACACUGUCAUGAUGUAUAAUAGAUCUGAGUAUUGUUUUGCACUUGGCUAUUGCUACCCAGGGACACCCAGCCUGAGAUUUUAGGGACCAGUCAGUCCUUCUGGGCAUGGACCAUGGUGGGGUGAGGGACUGCUGGGUAUAUGUGCUCACUCUUCUCUAUGGCACUGAAACUGCUUAUUCUUCUACCCACUUGCCCUACAUUGUCAUGCAAUCUAUUGAUCUAGGCGAG
This is a messenger RNA of Hyla sarda, 3366 nucleotides long. RefSeq names its product adrenoceptor alpha 2A (gene ADRA2A). The coding region runs from base 912 to 2207 and encodes 431 amino acids. Lineage: Eukaryota; Metazoa; Chordata; Amphibia; Anura; Hylidae. The transcript has a single exon. Gene Ontology annotation, molecular function: adrenergic receptor activity. The record is from RefSeq and is a predicted model, not a curated record. Gene Ontology annotation, cellular component: membrane. Gene Ontology annotation, biological process: adenylate cyclase-activating adrenergic receptor signaling pathway.